Messenger RNA from Saccoglossus kowalevskii, 1547 nucleotides. RefSeq lists its product as uncharacterized. The record is from RefSeq and is a predicted model, not a curated record. Lineage: Eukaryota; Metazoa; Hemichordata; Enteropneusta; Harrimaniidae.
GCCGCCAUUUCCCCGUCAUUGCAUCGUACUACAUUCACGAACGUCGUGUCAGAAUGAGGGCCACGGAAGGCUUCAUUUGGGAAAUUUGAUUUACUUCAUUUGUACGAAGAGUGAUAAUUCGUGACUCUAUGAGUGUCCGGCCGUACCUUUGUCAGACAGUUUACAGGUGAAUUGACUUAUUUAACAACAGACAUCUGAUUGUUGUUACGUGCAAUAAUGGCUGGAAAAGGUGGAAGACGGCGGGGAGGAGGCAGACGAAUCGGCGGUCGACGACACGGGCAUGGGAUCGGUAUGAGGCGUGGUGGUGUUGGCCACCGCCGGAGGUACGGUGGUCGGGGAGGAGGAGGAGCAAUAAGGAUCACAGGGAAGGCAGCUAUUGGGGCAAUAUUACUCUUUUUAGGGAUCUUCUUAUUGAUCCCUGGAUGUGUUCUCUUUAGUACCGGAAUAGGCGGAAGCUUUGGUGGUGGGACGAUGAUACCGGGACUUGUCUUACUCGUUUUGUCAGGAACAGCCAUUAUUUCAGGCCUUGUUAUCUGCGUCAUCUUUAAAUGUGUUCUAAACAAGGAAACCCCGACGACAACUACCGUGACGCCCCAGGGCACAGUUCCCGCUACCACUAGCACGGCAAUAGUGGAGAAUGAAGAACAGCCGCGACAAGUGCACAUAACGGUGAACUACGUCAGAAAGCCCGGGGAACCCGUUCCUCAACCUGGACAAUUUCUCGUCGGACAACCAGGAAUGGAGGGUCAAUACCCAGUGCCAAUGGAUCCACAAGGUUACCCACCACAGGGUUAUCCACCACAGGGUUACCCACCACAGGGAUACCCACCGCAAGGAUACCCACCACCAGGAACCGGUGAUAUGGCGUAUCCACCGCCAGCCAACAGUGUGCCUCCUCCAGUGACGUACGGAUACGAAGGAAACCCUGGAUAUCCGCCACCGAAUGGCAUGAUGGAUACAACAGCGCCACCACCACCAGCGUACGACACCGUCACAACUCAGCAUCAAUAAUUUAUGAACACUUCAUCUUCAUCAACACGAUCAAACGCGGUUGCCAUGGCAGUUUAUUAUCAGUUACUGAUAUGACUUUAUUCCUUCUAAUUUUACCUAAAACAAAAUUAUAGGGCGGCGCAUAUUCUUCUCAACUCAGCUACGUCAACCAAUGAUUGUCACGGUGUUAAUGAUAUAAUAGCAAGUGUGCGUAAUUCGGAAAUACGUACAACGUACGACCCAGACGCCUGAACCGUUGUGAAGAGAAAGUUGUUCCGCGACAAUUUAUCGCGAGGUUCGCUGGUAAUCAGCUGAUAUUCUCACUUUUCUGCAUGGCAUCAUUCAAGAUGAGUUGGUAAACCGAAAUAUGCGCAUUCAUCACAUUAUGAGUUAUUCUACAACGCACAUUUUUUUGAGACACGUGAUCAUACUGUCGUCUACUUCAACAUACACGGGAUUGUACAGCCAUAAUGAGAUAUUAAUGCGGAAGAGUACUAGUAUUCACCUGCGCAUGCGUCAGAAGGCCAUAGCGUGUAAUUGUCAUGCGUCAGAUUGCC